Molecule: messenger RNA, 3890 nt
Organism: Girardinichthys multiradiatus
Lineage: Eukaryota; Metazoa; Chordata; Actinopteri; Cyprinodontiformes; Goodeidae
Gene: klhl21
Product: kelch-like family member 21
Exons: 5
Coding region: 206-2041 (611 amino acids)
Biological process (GO): protein ubiquitination
Molecular function (GO): protein binding
Source: RefSeq, a predicted model, not a curated record
CCUGAAGGCAUCACUUUCUCCAGAACAGGCUGUCAUGGCGCAGACGAGGCCGAGGACUUCUACGGCGUCAAACUUUAAUUUCGGCUCGAUUUGGAAUAUCAUCUUUAAUAUUUAUUCUCCAAACUCUUUGUCCUCCGGAGAGUUCACGCUUUGACCAAAUCCCCAUUCUGAGCUCGUCCAGCAGUGAGAAACAGUGAGAGGAGAGAUGGAGAAACCAGUCCUCCAGACACAGCCGUCCACGCUACCAUUUUUUGAUUCGUCACAUGCCUUCAACCUUCUGAGAGGAAUCCAUGAGCUACGAGCCGAACGGAAGUUUUUCGAUGUGACUUUAUGCGCCGAGGGCCGCGAGUUCCACUGCCACCGCACGGUGUUGGCUGCCGCCAGCACCUACUUCCGAGCCAUGUUCACUGGGACGUUGAGGGAGAGUGUAAUGGACAGAGUGGUUUUACACGAGGUGUCAGCUGAGCUUUUAGGCUUACUGGUGGACUUCUGCUACACAGGUCGGGUCACAGUCACUCAGGACAACGUGGACCUCCUGCUGAAGACGGCUGAUUUGUUUCAGUUCCCCUCGGUUAAAGAGGCCUGCUGUGCCUUUCUGGAGCAAAGUCUGGAUGUGUCCAACUGCUUAGAGAUCCAAGACUUUGCUGAGGCUUACGCUUGCAGAGAGUUGGCGGCCAACGCGCGCCGCUUCGUCCUCAAGAACAUAAUGGAGCUGGCGAAAGGGACAGACUUUGAGCGGUUGCCAUGGAAGCGCCUCCUGGAGUUUGUGUCUGACGAUGAGCUUUGCGUGGACAAGGAGGAGACGGUCUAUCAAAUCGCUGUGUGGUGGGUGAAGGCCGAUCUGCAGCGACGGCUGCACUAUUGGCCCGAGCUACUCCAGCAGGUCCGCCUCCCGUUCGUUAGGAGGUUCUUCCUCUUGGCCCAUGUGGAGAGCGACCCGCUCGUCUACCUGUCACCCACCUGCCUCCGCAUGGUGAAUGAAGCCCGCAGCUUCCAGUCCUGUGAAUAUGACCGCCAUGACAGACCGUGCCACCGCAUGCGGGCCCGGCCCUCUACGGGGUUGGCGGAGAUCCUGGUGGUGGUUGGAGGCUGUGACCAGGACUGUGAUGAGCUGGUCACAGUGGACUGUUACAACCCUCAGACUGGUCAGUGGCGCUACCUGGCUGAAUUUCCCGACCACCUUGGAGGAGGUUACAGCAUUGCUGCCCUCGGAAACGAUAUGUAUGUCACAGGUGGAUCUGAUGGCUCCCGCCUCUACGACGGCGUGUGGCGCUACAAGUCCAGUGUGAACGAGUGGACGGAGGUGUCCCCCAUGCUGAAGGCCCGCGAGUACCACAGUUCCUGUGUGCUGAAGGGCCAGCUGUACGUGGUGGCGUCAGACAGCACCGAGCGCUACGACCAAGCUCUGGACUGCUGGGAGGCCUUGCCAGGCAUGCUGCAUCCAAUGGACAACUGCUCCACAACCGCAUGCAACGGGCGCCUGUAUGCCAUCGGCUCUCUGACCGGUGAGGACACGAUAGCCAUCCAGAGCUACGACACUGACACCAACCGCUGGACCAUGGUGAACUGUGGACAGCUGCCUCCGUGGUCCUUCACUCCGAAAACGGUGACCCUCAAUGGCCUCAUUUACUUUGUUAGGGAUGACUCGGCUGAAGUUGAUGUUUAUAAUCCACAAAAGAACGAGUGGGACAAAAUUAGCCCUAUGAACCAGGUUCACGUCGGAGGCAGCGUGGCAGUCCUCGGAGGGAAGCUGUUUGUAUCCGGCGGUUACGACAACACGUUCGAGCUGUCGGAUGUAGUGGAGGCAUACGAUCCAACAAACCGUGCCUGGACCCUGGCCGGGCGGCUCCCUCAGCGGACCUUCUGGCACGGCAGCGUCAGCAUCUUCCGCCAGUUCAUGCCUCUGGUGUCCAGCACUUUUGAACCCACUGACGUACCAGAGUCCAACGCCAUACACCUCCACAGGCACCAGCGCCACCAAGCGCUCCACAACCUUAACAACAAUCUGAACCAGAACCAGGAUGUGAACCCAGCGCAUUGAUCUGGGUCAUGCAUGUUCACUUUGUUCUCUGUUCAGUUUACCUCAUUGCAGUAAGGGGAGGAGGGGAAUCCUGAUUCGGAAAAAUCUAAUUAUUCAUAUUGAUAAGAUUUGAUAAGCGGCUCUUCAAUAUCUAUAUUAUAACUUCUAAAUUUAUCCACUUUCAUAUAGAUUUUAGCACCGCUACCACUUGGCUCUAAGAGAAUGAAGGGAAUAGGGAUGGGUACCGAAUUCGGUUCUUUUAUAGGUACCGACCAAAUUCUGUCAGUACUACCAAGUACAGUAAAAUCAAACGGUACCAUAUUUUGGUACCUAAACACAUCAUUGUAACACAGAGGGAGUGGAAGAAUAGGCGAUUUUCCAUGCCGGAUAUGAACACAGCAUUGCACACACAAGAGGGUAAUGACGUCAGUGGUUAUUGGUACCGUCAACGAAGCAUUGCUGAUAGAAAGGGCGUGAAAGUAUGGCUCCACUUUUCAAAAUGCGAUGCACAUUAUGCUCGCUGCAAUAUUUCUGACGGAAAGUGCAAGGCCAGCAGCAGGAAUACUUCUAAUCUAAAGAAGCACCUGGUUAAGCAAAAGAUUUGAAGGGUUCACAAUUUUUAUCAGCCUUAGAUCUACGGCUACAACUCCUGCAUUUGGCACCGUCAGCACGCCUGCAUCCGUUAGCGACUCGUAGUAUGUAAUAUGUAUCGUUUUAGGAUUUUUUUUGUCAUUUUUUGAGAAGAUGCUGAAAUGAUCUGUGUUGUUUAGGCCAUGUGUCACAUGUAUCAUCACACACUAAGGUACCUGGAGGUUUACUCCUUUGUUAGCAAUGCUGAUGCUUUAGAGAAGACUGCAUAUAGUUUAAACGCAAUAUAAUCCAUUGACUGCCUGGGUGUCAUGAAGUGAAAAUCACUGAAGGAACCGGAGGCCAGCCUGAUGGGAGGGGACAGACUUUUUACAGCCAUGAAUCUGUUAGUUUUCUUAUGUAUGUUUCAUCACUGCUGGGAUGGUAAAUAUCACUAGGUCCAUCUGUUAGGAACAUAUGUCUUUAUUUAAAGCUUCAUUAUGUCAUUUGAUAAAUGUGUGGGGCAGUGAUGAACUCAUAGAUCUCCCGAUGGUUAACAGUUUAUACUAUUUUAGUAAGUGGUGUAACAGGUAUAGUCUGCUAUGAUUAGACAACGUCCAACCUAGAUGACGUUUUUCCCAUUUUCCUCAAAACUACUUGGCGCUUAUGCAUGUGGUUUCUGGUGAUUAUCUGCCCUCUUGUGGACUUUUCUGGCCACUACAUGGGCGAUGGCGCAAGAAAACUAGCUACUUGUAUGUGGAAUCCUGGAAGUUAAUGUAAAUUUGGAAACCAGUUAGUGUUUCUGUUCAGUUUAAAACAAUAACCAUUUAAUAGAAUUGUAGAGAGAUUUUGAGCUAUCGGGUGACAUUUUUCCCCUUUCUCUAUUGGAAGAUGUAAACCGAAUAUUCUGUCUAUUCUGGGUUUAUGUUGAAGAAAAUCUUGAAUUUUGGGUAACUUGUGUAACUAUCAUUAUACAUUUUCCCUGCAUAGAACUGUAUGGAAGCAAUAUUUCCUGGGCCCUUAAGGGUCAUGCAUCCAUGCCCCGCAUUCAGAUAAUACAUUUGGUGAGUUCAUUGCCGAUGACGCCUACAGGUUAUCAUUUGUUGGAACUGCAAUGAUUACACGCACACAGGAGUUUAGGCAAACAAGAAACAGUGAGGAGAAAAAGAAGUGGUUUUCUCAAUAUUGAGCUGCCCUGGUCUUUGUUUUGAAUUCAACAAAAGAUGAAGGACAUGCACUAUAAAAAAAAAAUAAUGAGCAGCUAAUCUAAGUUUUCUCGCAUGUUUUUUUUUUUUUAUGUAGC